Messenger RNA from Ectocarpus sp. CCAP 1310/34, 1449 nucleotides. The record is from the annotation of a GenBank genome assembly. Lineage: Eukaryota; Phaeophyceae; Ectocarpales; Ectocarpaceae.
CAUCCUGUUUCACCCCAAGCAUCGCCGACUCAAGCCUCGUUCUCCACGGCAAUCGACUCCGCUUGGUCGAAUUACAUACAGAGGACACCACUUUCGAGGUCAUCAGACCUAAUCUCGUUCUAGGACGGCCGUCCCGACUUGGGCCUGGCCGUGGCUCGUGGCAGCCUCAUGCAGGUAGACCGCACAAUCGAAAUCCGAGGGGACGAGAGGGUAGUGAGACAGCAGCGGAAGCACAGCCGCGGGAUACUGCUAAUCAGCCAGCUGUUGAGAAAGGGUACCACCGAGGCAGCUGGAAAACCCGUGCAAUCUGUGGUUGCUGAUGAAGUUGAGCUCCUCGAAAAGGGUAGAGAGCAUGUUGAAGGCAUCCGAGAGAGAGCAUCGAAACGCGGGAAACGACAGCCUGCUGCUGCUGCUGCUGCUUCAUCUGCUGCGGCGAAGAAGGCGAAGCGCGAGGGGGCGGACGCAGCUCUCUCCGACCCUCUAGCAUUGGCUCAUGAUGGCGGGACUAGAAGCGGUGCUACCCCAGAGACUUCGCGGGAGGAAGCGGUUGCGGAGGAGCGUCGCUCUAGCGCGAUGGAUUUGAUGCAGAACGACCCCGUGUUGAUGGAGCGAGUACGGGCCAUGCUGGAUGCUGGCGCGGCAGAGCAGGCAGCAGCUAACGUGGCUGCGAUCGACGCGGCCAACACUCGUGCACUCCGCGCGUCGUUGCAAGCGCUGAAGCAGCACUGCAACAGCUCGAUGGGGUGGACCACUUACCAGACAGCGCUCGCUGUAGCAGCCGGAGCGGGAGAGCACACGUGUACUGACACGAACGUGUGCCACCCCGGCCAGCGGUGCAAGCCCGUUGAGUCUGGCGGAGUGAGCCUUGCCGAGCGAGCCAACAGUCUCGGCAUUCGGCACGAGACUUUCAGCGACGCACGGCGGCGGAUGCACAACACGAACCACGACAUCGCCCCCAAGAUCGCUGCGAGUGAGGGAUGCUACGUGUACAACGAGCGCAAGACACGGAGUGACGUGACGAAUCCCGAGAACAGAGGAGGAGCAGGGGGAGGUGCAGGAUACCUGUAGUCUUGUGUGGGCUACUAGUGUGGGGGUGCAGACAGACGAUUUUGUGGUGGGAGCGGCCGGAGACAAGUUGUUGACGACUAGGAAGUGGGCGGUAGACGAGUUCAGGGCGAGGAAAUGGGCUGCCCCCAAGAAGUUCACCAGAUCUUGGAAGUUGCGGGUUCGGGGCGCAUCGUGCUACUGCUCGACUUGCCGAAUAGGCUGCUAGGAUUACUGCAUGGUAGCGAAGAUGUACCCCGACUUGGUUGGCGAGGUGAUGGAGAAGUCGGGAAAAGAGAUGGUUGGGAGACGCACGCUUGGGACUCAAUUGACCGGCGUUAUUCUUCCGGUCAUAUCUUCGGACGAGUCCCCAGUGGCGCCUACGCUUGACCAGAGCAUGGGGGA